GUAAGCGAGGCUUCCGUUCCAAGCCACUUGCUGUGGCUUCUGACCAAUGUCUAACCCCCCCCCCCCCCCCAACUACUCACUGUCCAUUCGCCAGGUUCUCUCAGCUCGAUGCCUGAAAGCGCGUCCACACAUGUAUAAUAGGUAGUAAAUGGCACCCCUUAAGGAUAACCUCAAUUAUAUAUAUUCUCAAAAAGAGUGAUCCAUCGCUAGGUGGCAGAGCGGCAUUUCAAAAUGGUAGGGUCACAAUAGGCAGAUGUCCUCGUCGAGAUCGUCGCGCUUCUUGCGGCUGCUCCCGGCCUCGUUCCGGUCCCGCAGCCGAGCCUCAUCGGCAGAUUCUCCACCAUCCGGCACAUCCACUCCGCAGGCCAGGACACCCUCCGCACCUAUCGCAGUCUUCGAACCCUCUCCCCAGGGUCUGAAGGUCGUCGCGGAGGGCGACGACCCUAUAGUUGACAUCGUCGCUGUGCAUGGCCUUAAUGGCCACCGCGACCAGGCUUGGACCGCAAGCAAUGACGUCCACUGGCUCCGCGAUCUGCUGCCGCACGAUAUUCCUCACGCGCGCGUCUUCUGCUGGGGCUACGACGCCAACACCCACGCCGGCUCCCGCGUCAGCUGUCAAUACCUCUUCAGCCAUGCGCAGACUCUCGUAUCCGACCUGUGUAGGAAGCGGAAGCUAACCAACUCGACAGAGCGUCCGAUUAUAUUUGUAGCGCACAGUUUGGGUGGCAUCGUCGUCAAGAGCGCCCUUAUCCAUUCCGAUGCCGCGCGCCCAGGCGCGCUGGAGGAACACCAUUCCAUCAAAGUAUCCACCUACGGAAUUGUCUUCAUGGGCACACCCCAUCAGGGCGCCAACGGCGUCCAGCUUGGAAGGCUCCUCAUGAAUGUUGCCUCCUUGCUCGUGGCCACGGAUGACCGGAUACUGAAGCACCUUAAAAGAGACUCAGAGUGGCUUCAACAGCAGCUUAGCCAAUAUGCCCCAAUUAGCGGAGAUUUUGUCACCAAGUUUGGGUUCGAAGAGUACGAGACUCCCACCGCUUUUGGCCGCUCCAUCAUGGUGGUGCCUCGCCAGUCCGCCGUUGUGCCGGGCCAAGCAAACGCAGAGCCGAUUGCCAUCCACGCGGACCAUACCAACAUGGUUAGAUACACCUCAAAACAAGACGUCGGGUAUGAUACUAUAUCAGGACAUCUCCAGAUCAUGGCAAGCGAUGCCCCGGAGCAGAUCCGGCUUCGCUGGGAGGCAAAGAGGAGGGCUAAUAAGGAGCGCCUCGAUGGUUCCGAUGCUACAUUUGCCGUCGGCUUCAGUCUCGCGGCGGUCAUCCACGGUCAAAAUCGGCCAUCGCAUCCAGCUUAGGAAAAUAGAAGACAUGAAAGACAGCCUCGAGAUCCUGUCUCACGCAUCGAACCGACAAGGCUUACAGGAAGGCAAGUGAUAAGACUGAGUAGAGAUGAACAAGACUAAUGUGGUCUAUA
Messenger RNA from Phialemonium atrogriseum, 1470 nucleotides. RefSeq lists its product as uncharacterized. NCBI's taxonomy places the organism in Eukaryota, Fungi, Ascomycota, Sordariomycetes, Cephalothecales, Cephalothecaceae. The coding region runs from base 254 to 1351 and encodes 365 amino acids. The record is from RefSeq and is a predicted model, not a curated record. The transcript is spliced from 6 exons.